Messenger RNA from Venustampulla echinocandica, 1569 nucleotides. RefSeq lists its product as uncharacterized. The coding region runs from base 1 to 1569 and encodes 522 amino acids. The transcript has a single exon. NCBI's taxonomy places the organism in Eukaryota, Fungi, Ascomycota, Leotiomycetes, Helotiales, Pleuroascaceae. The record is from RefSeq and is a predicted model, not a curated record.
AUGCGGCUUCUCAACUCUACUACCCUCGAGUUCAGGGAUUUCAUUGGGUCAUCGAUUCCGCCAUACGCGAUACUUUCACACACGUGGGGCGACGAAGAGGUCUCUUUCCAAGAUAUCCAAGCUCCUGGUCUAGGUCAGAAGAUGGGCUACACAAAAAUCAAGCGCUGCUGUGAAAUAGCUGUGGAGGAUGGGUUCGAAUUCGUCUGGAUAGAUACCUGCUGCAUAGAUAAGACCAGCAGUUCGGAGCUAUCUGAAGCUAUUAAUUCUAUGUACUCAUGGUAUCAACGAGCUGAUGUCUGCUACGUCUACUUGGUAGAUCUACCGUCAGGCAUGGAUCUUUUUGACCCGAAGUCUGCCUUCUCGAAAAGCAAGUGGUUCACUCGAGGGUGGACCCUUCAAGAACUCAUUGCCCCGGCCAAUGUAAUAUUCUUCGACUAUGAUUGGUGGGAAGUCGGAACGAAAACAAGCCUUCAGUCGCCCAUUUCCAAGAUCACGGGUAUUGAUGUUAAUGUGCUCUCAAACGGGGACUGGGACUUGAACGCUUUUAGCGUCGCGCAAAAGAUGUCUUGGGCGGCCGAAAGAGAAACAAGUAGGCCGGAAGAUAUGGCCUACUGUUUGCUUGGUAUAUUUGACGUCCAUAUGCCCUUACUUUAUGGGGAAGGUCAGCGGGCGUUCAUUCGGCUUCAAGAGGGUAUUAUGAAGGUCUCGAAUGAUAACUCUCUCUUCGCCUGGAGAAACGAGAAAAAAUUGCUCUCACCGGAUAGGCCUUCCAAUGAGUAUACCCGCCUAGGGCUCCUUGCCGCCUCCCCGAAAGCCUUUUUUGGCUGUGGUGCGAUUAUUCAAUCACCCAAGUUGAUGAAGACCGAGUUUACUUCUACCAACAGGGGGAUAAACCUGGAACUCCCUCUAGCACAACUAUGGCCCGGGAUAUUCUUGGCUAUUUUGAGUUGUGAAAGUGUCAGUGAUCCGGGUAGUCUUAUUGGACUACAUCUUCAGAAAGCACCGCGGGAAAACGAUCUAUUCGUGAGGAUGUGGAAUAUCGACCCAGAGUUUAUCAGCGUCGACAGAGUUGCUACAUUCGAACGGAAACAUAUAUUUGUGGCCCAUGACCGGCGACUACGGCACACAGCAGAGGCGUGCAUGCAUGUAUUGGUGAAAAUCUCUAGUUCCGGGGAUGGCAUUUUUUGGCUUCAUGAUACACAUCUUCCUAACGCGAUUUCCUCAGAUGUCUUACCCACCUCCAAAGAUUUGAUGUUCCAUGCAGCUAGUCCUACUAACUCCAUGGGCUUUAUCGGCGCUCUCGAAUUUCGAACCGUGGAUAGUACAAAGAUUUUUGUUAUUUUGAGAAUUGCCAGAAAUGUUCUACUUGUCAAUUCUGACAUACUUGACCCGCUCGAAACUUUAGAAGAGGUAUUCAAUUCCUAUAAACAGCUUAGACGCCGCUGGGUUCCCCAGUCAGAUCGUAUGUACUUUCAAUUUGGAAUCAACAGUUUUCAUAUGGGAAUAGAAGUCCGAAGGCAAGUUGUCACCGGAAAGAGGACGCACAUCUUGGAUGUGACUGGGGAAUAG